AUGCAAUACGUUGCACCCCAAAACGCCGAUCGACAGCCCCCUUAUGGUCGACUCGACUGGUUCAAGCUCACUGACGACGCGAUCCGUAACGACGUGAGCGCUGCGAUUGCCGCAUUGCACGACAUCAAGUACACAGGGACUGUCAGGGACGACCGAAUGUUUCCCUCCAGGCCCGCCGGAAAAAGCUUUCGCCAGGUUUCCAUCAACAUCAGGCUGAGCCUCAGCAUCUCCAGGGCGUUCCGGCUCAACAAAGGUCUGCCUCUUUCCGGGGGCUCGUACGGCUUGAUGGUUGACUACUGGCAGGCCGCCGCCGAUUUGCGCCGCAAAAACCUUGCAGAUUUUAUUGUUGGAAGAUUUCCCAAUGAUUUCGAGAAAAAGUUCGGUAAAGACAUUAAGACCGUACUUACAGAAAACCCGAUUUCUCACCCGCCUGCCGCUCCCUACAAACAACUCGACUUGGCGAAAACCCUGGAGGAGGCCAAGAAGAUAGACGGCCUUAAUGCUGCUGACGUUGAAGAUUUUGUAAACAAUUACGUCGAUGAUUACAACCUCCACAAGGAUGGAGGAGGAAGAACUCAUGCCGACGCCAUGGAAGAGACACAGGACAUGACCACGUGCUUCAGGGGGUGA
Molecule: messenger RNA, 630 nt
Organism: Akanthomyces muscarius
Lineage: Eukaryota; Fungi; Ascomycota; Sordariomycetes; Hypocreales; Cordycipitaceae
Exons: 1
Coding region: 1-630 (209 amino acids)
Source: RefSeq, a predicted model, not a curated record